AUGACAACAGCGCUACGCACAACGUUCAACCGGUGUGGUUUGAACGAAGAGGACAUUUUGACUGAUCCGAUGUUGCCUGGGAGUAACCCACGAGACAACGAAUACAACGAUUUAAUAGUGAAAAAAGAUGAUAUCAUCGGGUCUUUAACUUCGUUAGAAGGUCCUGAUUGUUCGAUGAACCCAAGUGUAUUGUCGCAAUAUAAAGUCGUUUCGUUAUUAGGGGAAGGGACGUUUGGACAAGUUUUCCAUUGUAUCGAUCUCAACACAAACACCAACGUCGCAGUGAAAAUACUAAAAAACCACACCGCCUAUUUUCGACAAGGAUUGAUCGAAGUUUCUGUUUUGAUGAUUUUAAACGCAUAUUACGAACAAGAGAGACCCGUAGUGAUACUUAAGAUGUAUGACCACUUCAUGUAUUAUAACCACAUAUGUAUAGUGACGGAGUUGUUAGGGACUGAUUUGUACCACUUAAUGAAGGAGAACAAGAACAAAGGGUUUUCGAUACGGACGAUCCGUAAAUUUCUCUUUCAUUUACUUCACGCGCUGCAAACGCUUAGUCAGGCGAAUGUCGUCCACUGUGAUGUGAAGCCCGAGAACGUGUUAUUACAAGGGAUGUCUUCGAACAUCAAGUUGAUAGACUUUGGCAGCGCAUGCUUUGAGAAUUUCACGAUGAACACGUAUAUUCAAUCGCGCCAUUAUAGAGCGCCCGAGAUUGUUUUGGGGUUACCGUAUUCAUGUGCGAUAGAUAUGUGGAGUGUCGGGUGUAUAGCUGCGGAGUUUUUCUUAGGAAUUCCUUUGUUUGCGGGGACAAGUGAAUACAACUUAUUAUUUAAAAUGAUUGACAUGUUGGGGAUGCCUCCAGUGUCGAUGUUAGACAAGGGGACUCGGACUAAAGAAUUUUUUAAGAAGGAGAAUGGGGUUUAUCAAUUGAAGGAACAGUUUGAGUAUGAAGCGGAGAAUAAUGUGCGUCUUCAAACGAAUCGUCACUACUUCUCGUAUCAUUUACUUGAAGACUUAAUUGAGAAAAAUCCGAUGAAAGUGUCCACACGUGAGGUCGACGAGGUCCAAGAAAUCCGCGCAUCACUCUACGACUUCAUGGUGAGAUGUUUGGCGUAUGACCCUAAAGAGCGAUUGACUCCCGAUCAAGCCUUAAGUCAUCCGUUCAUCAUUGGUAUACCAAUAGAAGGGUAUGUCCCUUCUAUACGCCGGUUUGAAUAUAAAGAAUAUGGGAAGGUCAUGACUUUAGAAGGCGAUGAGUAUGUCAAACACGCGUUCGAAGGGGUGAGAGUCGAUGUGACGGAGAGUCAAAUGUAUUACAAAUUGUUCAUGCACGCACUCAACAACGGCCACGUCAUCAACGUGUUAACAGAGAGUCCAUUUGUGGGAAGUAUUACACCACACGGUCUCUCUGACGUCUUUGGCCAAAAGCCAUUGGUCGUACCAGUCGUUUUACAGAAAGGAAUGGUUCCUCGUACUUUUGUUCCUGUAGUCGAAGAGUUUGCGAAGGAAGUUGAUAACAUCGAAAGUGUAGAAGAAAAUGUACCGGCAUCGCCAUCACCAUCUCUGUCCGAAAAGAAGAAGAAAAUGGGAUUUUUUAAGGAAAUAUGGCGUAGAAUUACACCAGGACAUUCCCCAGCACUCAGCCCAAAAAUGUCACCAAAAGUCUCCCCAAAAGCUUCACCGAAAGCAUCACCAAAGGUGUCACCGAAGUCUUCACCAAAGAACUCUCCGAGAAUCAACCCAAAGAAAUCACUUACGUCAAGCACAGACGCUCUCUAUGAUAUGGAUAGAUCGAACCCCUCCUCGAGAUCAAACAGUUCACUGGGAAACGAGUCUCCGAUGUCUGUUGGUGCCAAUGAAAGUGACAGCGAGAAGAAAGAAAUCAAACAGAAAAAGCGGUUCAGUGACCGAUUCAUUCGAGACCCAACAAAAAAGAAAGAGAAGGAAGAACAAAAACAGAAAGAAAAAGAGGAGAAGAAAGAAAAAAAGGAGAAAAAGAAAGAGGAGAAAGACAAAAAGAAAUGA
Molecule: messenger RNA, 2025 nt
Organism: Entamoeba invadens IP1
Lineage: Eukaryota; Evosea; Mastigamoebida; Endamoebidae
Product: serine/threonine protein kinase ppk15, putative
Exons: 2
Coding region: 1-2025 (674 amino acids)
Biological process (GO): peptidyl-threonine phosphorylation; peptidyl-serine phosphorylation
Cellular component (GO): cytoplasm
Molecular function (GO): ATP binding; protein tyrosine kinase activity; protein serine/threonine kinase activity
Source: RefSeq, a predicted model, not a curated record